Leptosia nina is the source of this 1584-nucleotide messenger RNA. The record is from the annotation of a GenBank genome assembly. Lineage: Eukaryota; Metazoa; Arthropoda; Insecta; Lepidoptera; Pieridae.
AUGGAGGAAAAAGCACGAGUGAUGGCGAGACUAAAUCGGCGAAGAAGUGAUAUCGCGGUCGGUCUUAAUGAUUGGCCGCCAGCCGCGGAUAUGAUGAAAUUGCGGUGGGUAGAAGAAUUGUCUCGUGAAGCUCACCUCUGGGCGGACCAAUGCAGACCUCCGGGAAACUCUGAAGAAUACGACGUUUGUCGUGAUUUAUAUUCGACAACAGUGGGCCAAUGUAUUGCUUCGAUAAUUGGUGAAGCGCCAGGCCUUCGGCCCGAAACCAUGGUGGAUAUUUGGUACAUGCAACGAAUAUCGUACGAAGGAAAUUUUACAUCAUAUAAUCCACCAACACAUCCAAGCCAAUAUUAUGGAGAUUUUGCCCAAAUGGUUUGGUCCCGGACUUAUAUGGUCGGAUGCGGUAGAAGUAGAUUUAUGGCACUAUGGCGUGGUCGUCUCCGAAGCGUAGAACGACUAGUCUGCAAUUUUGCACCGCGAGGUCCUGUACCAGCUCGGGCCUUAUGGACUCCUGGUCUUCCUUCUUCCAUGUGCCCACCGCGAUCCCGUCCUGACCCCCAAUUACCGGGACUGUGUACCUUUCACUCUGAUCUUACUAUAAGUGAUGAUACAGCAAAUAUUACAAGUCUAGAGGAAAACCUAUUAUUGGAUACAGUACUAGAUAUAGAAAAUAAUGAUACCCUAAACUACAUUGAAUCUUUAGAUGAAAUUUUCUUAAAGAAACUAGCAGUUGCAAAUUUUGAUUAUAUCACCACUGACAAAUAUAACAAUUAUAUUAACAAAAGAGAAUUAGUUGAUCAUUUUGAAAUGAAUGAAGUAAUAAUUCCGGUAUCGGAAACUGAAGCAACAAUAUCUAUAAUAGAAGAAAAAACAACUAAGAGAACGAAGAAAAAUAAUAUAAUUGGACGUCCGAAGUCCUAUAAUUUGGAAGACUUAGAAGAACUUACACCUGAAAAUAUAAUAAGAAAUGAUAUAAGUGAUAAAACAACAGACUCUAAGGACCUCUAUGCUGAUUUGGAUUAUUCUAAUGAUGACAACUAUGGGAUUUUGGUCAGAGGUUCUAUGAUAAACUCAAAAUCGGUUAAUAAGGAAAAGACAAAUGUAUCACAAAUAGCUACAACGUUCUUCGAAAUGAGUAAUAUUACAGAGGAAGCAAAUGUAGCAACAUCUACUAAUAUAAGUAGCUUUAUGAAAGGAUCGGGCUUAGUUUCAAAUAAAACAACUAAACGCGAUGAUCUAGAAGACUAUCUUUCAGAUCCGGAAACAUUUCGACAACUUCAGGAAGCGUUAGAGAGAAUGGAAAACAGUUUAGCUGUACCCACCUUAACUGCAGGGAAGGUCCGCCGUGACUUAAGAACACCGCCUCCAAACAGGACUCUGGUGAACCGACAAAGAAUACCUCCUGAAGUGUUACAAGCUGAAUUGGAAAGAAACAAAACGCUUGAGAGAGGUCCGAUGCUCAAUAUGGUGAUGAAAUAUCUGCCAUAUUUAAAAUCUUACGAGAAGACUUUAAUUGGUGAUGGAUCUACGAACAGCGUAGCUAGGCUGAUGCCAAAUAUUCUGGCUAUUAUUUUGUGCAUGUGA